ACCGCCGAUUAAGGCUAGCAAUUACAAUGUUUUGUACUCCAUAAAAUCUAAUGUAGAUACAUAGCUUUCCUAAACUAAAAACUUGAGGCCUAAGCCACUUAUUACACAUGCAAGUAAUCAAUAGCAGCACGCCAGUAGUAGCUUUCUCGUAUCCUUUUCUAUUUAUGUAUUUCCUUCGCGCCUAAUAACACCCAACACGAACAAGCACGUGCUUGAUAUCGAGUGCAUCAACGUGCACAUACAUGUACUACAAUUACAGUUUUACAUUCUCUGCUUUACAUUUUACCAUACAUCUACCCGAUUUUCAUAGAAUAUGAAAUUAAAUAUAAUAUUUAAUGACCAUGUCUCAUAGAAGAUAUGGUUCUGAUUAAAAUAAUAAUACCAUGCAAGGGGAUAAACAUAUUUUAUUAGAAAAUUCUGAGAAGAGUCUUAUGAAUCAAUAAUAGGUUACUGACAUUUUUCUAAACAUUUUUUGUACUGGAAUGAUAAUGGCGUGUUUUCUUGUCACAGAUGCAAAGUAAUUUAAUUAAUUUCCAAAUGCAUAUUGAAUAAUUUGCACAUAAGAAGAAAAACAAAAAAAAAAAUAAAAAUAAAAAUAAACAAAUGUGAGUCAAAAAAGUUAGAAGAAUCGUGAAAUACUUAAAUAUAUUAAGAUCAAUAAACAAAAAGAUGUAUACAUACAUAUACAUACAUUAUAUGUAUGUUUGAGUCAAACUUUUGAUUGAUUUGUGGCAGCAACGACUAUUAAACAACAAAUAGAAAAGCAACAAGCCAAAGAAAAAAAUCAAUAACAAAUCAACAACAAAAACAACACGAAAUACAAAAACACGAAUGCGGAUGCCCCGACGCCUUGCUGCACUCUGUCUAACCCUGCCACCCACUAACAUGUGAAUGCCCAACAUGCUACUAAAAUCACUAAAUCCUGCUAGCACAGACUAAAGCUAACGAUAGAGAGGUCUGCUACCGCUCCCGCUCCUGCUUCCGCUACCGAAGGCUCCAGAUACGCUAUGGCCGGACCACAGGUGCAGCACAGCCAGCGACCAAACAGCGCCUACUACACGGGUCUCAAUGGCAGUGGAGGCGGAGGCGGAGGAGGAGGAGGAGGUGGUGGCUCCGCCGCCGGUAUGGCCAGCAGUGCGUCGCACACCGGACUGCAUGCCCUGCGCCAAGUGAGCAACGAGACGGAGUUGAUAUACCGCGGAAGUCACAGCAACGGCACCGUCAACGAACUGCCCUCCAGCGCCGCCCACCACCAACUGCUAGCGGGUCGCGUACAGCACCACCAGGCUCAGCAGCAGCACCACCACCAGCAGGAGCGGCAGCAGCAAGUGAGCAGCAUUGCCGGUACCGGAUCGAGUGUAACAGAUGCUCUGAUCGGACCCAUAACCACCGGCGGCGCCGGCAGCGGUGGAGGAGCUGCCUCCAGCAGCGGUUGCACCUCCGCGCUGGGCCUCAAGAAGUCCAGCACGCAACGCAGCAUCGAGAUUAUCGUGGACGCCAGUCAGUGUGGCAGGGAGGUGGUGGCGGCAGCAGGAUCAGCUGCGGCAACCAUGGAACCCGAGGACGUGGAGCAGGGCGGCGGCGGUGGCCAGGAGUCCUCGUCGUCGCACCGGAAGUCAUCGCGGCAUCGCCACCGUCCGCUCCACCGGCGGCUGAUCACCUAUGUGCGGAACCUCUUCCAGGGCAGCACCACCCAAAAUGACUCGGAGCUCGAGGAGUUCGAGACGCCGGCUCGGUACAGGCCGGACUCGCUAAGCGCUCUGAGCAGAGCCACACGGUUCACAGAGGACGAAAUCAAACGAAUUUACAGGGGCUUCAAGGCCGAGUGCCCAACAGGCGUCGUCAAGGAGGACACCUUCAAAGUGAUCUACUCGCAGUUCUUUCCACAGGGAGCCAAUCCAACCCUUUAUGCGCACUAUGUGUUUAACACACUGGAUCAGGAUCACAGUGGCAUAGUCAGCUUUGAGGAUUUCGUUCAAGGACUUUCGAUACUGUCACGCGGCUCCGUGGAGGAGAAGUUGCGCUGGACCUUUUCGCUGUACGACAUCAACGGCGACGGCUUCAUUACGAGGGAGGAAAUGACUGACAUUGUGACUGCCAUAUACGAGCUAAUGGGCCGGCUGCCCGACGAGUGUCCCGAGGAGGAGAAGAUCAAGGGCAAGGUGGAGCACAUCUUUCAGAAAAUGGACAUCAAUCGCGACGGCGUCGUGACCCUAGAGGAGUUCCUGGAGGCCUGUCGCAACGACGACGCCAUCUCGCGGUCGAUGUCCGUGUUUGACACAGCGUUCUGACCAUAUCCGACCGACAAGGGCGACGAAUACACGGUCCGCCGGCGGCGACGCAGUCACAGUCAGCAGCAACACCAGCACCAGCAGCAGCAACAUCUGCAGUACCAACUGGAUACAGAUAAAAGUAAGUCCAAGCACAAGACGAAGAACAAGCAACAGCAAAAACAGCAGCAACCACAUAGCACUAGACAGCAGAAGUGUUGUCACAUAAUCGACAUGGACGGCGGUGAGAGCUCCACCACCACGACCACCACAUCAGCGGCCACGAGCACCACUCUGAACUGCAAUGUCCGGAACGGGCAACCGAGCUCCCAUCACCCGCUUCCCGAGGAGGCGGACGAGUACGACGAGGAGGAGGAGGACGACGACGAUCAGAGGGAGGAGGAGGACGGCCACAACUACAGGUUCUUCGUUUGCCGGCACUGCCAGAGGCCGCAGUCCACAGGCCGCCGAUCGCACAGCAAGAUUAGGACGCACUCCCAGUCCCAGUCGCAGUUAAAGUCGCGUAAGCGCAGCAAGAGCAAGAAGCGCCACCAGACAAAGGCUGGAGCCGGCCAGGCGGCACAAGCAAGGUGGCCAGAACUGAACGUGGCCAACGAACAGGCCAUCCGCUUCCGGUGCCCGCAGGUGGGGCCGCAGGUGGGUCGCGACCUACACACGCCUCAGCCUCUGCACUUUCAUCACCCACAGUCGCAGGGCCGCCUAAAGAAUAGAUCCCGCCUCCAGCGGCGGAUGGCCAAGAAUGUCCCAGUAGCGCCGCCUCGAGCUAAUCCGCCCCCGAAUCCGAACCCGUUUUCGAAUCCGAUUCGGAACCCGCAACCGACCCAGCCCCCGACAACAGCACUGCCAGCACGCACCGAACUAGCACCCCUUCCGCCACUCGUCGUUGUGGCCAGUGGGGCCGAGGGCGGGAGCGACGGCGGAGCUGAGCUAGUUGUCGAUGUCCAUCCUCUGCAUCCCCAGCCGUCGACCACCCCCGAUUCCCCGUCGCUGGUCACCGUGAGUACCUGGUAUACGGUGGCCAAGCAGGGUGUCUCCUGCUAAUCGCGGCGAGCAGUGAGUAUCCUUGCCACCACUCCGAGGCAUCCAGGCAUCCAGUCAUCCAGCAUUUGACCAAAAAUAAACCAAAAAAAAAAACAAAAUUAUUAUAAUAACAAUGCGAAAAAAGAUUACUGAUUCGAUGAACGAUAACUUGUUGUUGUUGUUCCAGAUUGAAAUAAGUAGAAAAAAUAUAUAUUUUAUGCUUUUAUGAAUUUGAUGUGUGUUUUAGGAUGGAUCUUCAAGCGCUCAAUGUCUAUUUGUUUGUAUUCAAUAGGACUUUUAAAUUGAGUCUAUUCACUAAUAUUCUCAGUUUGUUUCACACAAAAGUUCCCUUUUAAGGGGGUUAGAAACAGUUAAAAAUCAAAAAAAAAUAGCGGAGAUCCACCCAGUUGUGUAUGUGUACUUGUGAACCAAUUUGUUGAUUCGUUUACGGUUUCUCCUACUUAGAGUGCUUGUUCUGUAAUUAGCAAAGUUAAGUUUAUAAGAGUUUAAAGCGUUCUCUGUGAGUCGAUUGUCAAAUGUAAAAGUAUGAGUGUAAACAACAAGCGAAAUGCCAAAUGAAACUGAACCAAAAUGUAUAAAAAUAUAUGAAAAGCAUUAAAAACCCUUCUUUACGCUCCGAAA
Messenger RNA from Drosophila kikkawai, 3953 nucleotides. RefSeq lists its product as uncharacterized. NCBI's taxonomy places the organism in Eukaryota, Metazoa, Arthropoda, Insecta, Diptera, Drosophilidae. Gene Ontology annotation, molecular function: calcium ion binding. The record is from RefSeq and is a predicted model, not a curated record.